Molecule: messenger RNA, 342 nt
Organism: Eutrema salsugineum
Lineage: Eukaryota; Viridiplantae; Streptophyta; Magnoliopsida; Brassicales; Brassicaceae
Exons: 1
Coding region: 1-342 (113 amino acids)
Source: RefSeq, a predicted model, not a curated record
AUGGCUGCAAAACUUAUAGUCCUAUGCUGCUUACUAACGUACGCUUUGGCGAUGGUCGCAGCAUCAUCGGAAGCUGAGCCUCCCGCAGCAAGGAAACUUGGUGGGCACGAGUGGCCAAGAGCGGAGGCAGAAGCACCGGAGGUUUCAAAUUCGGAAGAGACUGUACGGCGAGGCCACCACCAUUCAACGGUUGACAGAUCGGUCGCCGGCGGUGGAGUGAUACUCGGCGGUUUAGCGACUACGUUUCUUGUGGUGGUGUUUUGUUAUAUAAGGGCCACUAGUAAGCACAAAACCAAUAACUAUGAUGAGAAGGAGACUGAAACUCCUAAGGUUUUAGUUUAA